AUGUCUGAACGGCCGGGCCCUCAGCCUGUGAUCUUCUGCCCGGGAGACUCCCCGAAGCGUGUCUUGGUCUCUGUCAUCAAGACCACCCCUGUCAAGCAGCCCCGCGGGGGCAGCGACGAUCCCGCCCGCGUCCCUCCGCCGCCGCCCAUCCCCACCAGCCCGGGCUUCAGCGACUUCAUGGUCUACCCGUGGCGUUGGGGGGAGAACGCGCACAACGUCACCCUCAGCCCUCCCCCCGCCACGGCUCAGCCGCUGGGAGGCGGAGGAGGCAACGGCAGUGGGCCCCGAGGUUCGGCCGGGCGAUCGGCCGGAGAGGACGAAGAAGCGGGCAGCCCGGACAGCGGCAGUGGCGGGCAUUUGAGAGACGGCAUUAGACGAGGCCGACCAAGAGCAGACACAGUCCGAGAUCUAAUAAAUGAGGGAGAGCAUUCUUCUAGCAGGAUUCGCUGUAAUGUUUGCAACAGAGUCUUCCCACGCGAGAAGUCUUUACAGGCACACAAAAGAACUCACACUGGUGAAAGGCCUUAUUUGUGUGAUUACCCAGAAUGUGGGAAAGCCUUUGUUCAGAGUGGGCAGCUUAAAACACACCAGCGUCUCCAUACAGGAGAGAAACCUUUUGUCUGUGCAGAAAACGGGUGUGUAAGCAGAUUCACACAUGCAAACCGUCAUUGCCCCAAGCAUCCGUAUGCAAAGCUGAGGAGAGAAGAACCUACAGAUAAACUGAAUAAAAAGCAAACUGCAGACAACAAGGCUGUUGCUGAAUGGCUGGCAAAGUAUUGGGAAAUGAGAGAACAGCGCACUCCUACAUUGAAAAGCAAAUCUACUCAUAAGCCUGACCAGGAGCAGCAAGACCCCAUGGAAUACCUUCAGUCUGAAGAUGAGGAAGAGGAAAAAAAUACCUCCCAUUCAGCCCUCUGUAGCCGCCUUCAAGAACAGCGUGAACGCUUGCAUGGGGCACUAGCACUCAUUGAGCUUGCAAACUUGGCUGGAGCUCCAUUACGCCAGUAAUACUAGACCUGGGCCUGCUGAUCAACAAAAUGUAAAUCAGUUAACUCCUGAGCAUAAGCUAAGCACCUUAUUUGCUUUCAUAGGCUGCUAUUAAGUAGAAUUUAUGAAGAAUGUUGUUGCCUCAGAAAAUGGGGUAAGAGAAUUGCACUUUUUUUGUAAGUCAGAUGUAAAGCUUUUUAAGUAUUUUGUAAAUAUGAGAUUGUAUAAUGCAGAAUGAAAAUGCUCAUGUUGUAGAAUGCUAGAUUUGCAAGGUUAGGGCUAUGCUUUUAAUCACAACUAUGUGGAAGUAAGUCACUGCAAUUAGUGGGUCUUGCCUCCAUGUAACAGUGCUUAAAAUCAGGAUGCCAGUCAUUCUUUGAUUCAGUUCUCACAGGAAGCACUUUCUGAACUCAUUAUGUUGGAAUAAUGGUACGUGUGUUCAAAGAAAUUAGUUGAAAGUUUUUUUUUUUAAAAAGAUGUAAACAAUAAUGCAUCCAUGCUAUUUCAAAAGUCAAUAUUUUACUUAGCAUUACUGACAAGGAUGCUAGAAUAGCUGUCUUAACUUUGCAGCAGCAUAGAAGAAUUGGAUGAUGUUUUGUUCAGAAUCUUCACUGUGACUGCUGACACGGAGACUUGAUUUUUGUGGACUGAGAUCUCAGCAGUCUCUUCAUUGAGUAGCACUUGUUGUUCCUAAUAGAACGUUGGGAAUGUUUGCACAUUGUUGGACUUGCCUAUAACUGAGCGAUUACUCUUGCAUAUCCUAGGCAUGGUAACAUCAUAUCAAGUGUGGAUUUAUAGGAAUAUUUACAACGUAUUAUUACAAGAUGCUCAUUAGCAAACACUAAAGUACUGCUUUAAAAGUUUUCUUGCAGAUAGUUUUCUCAUUGCAUAUCGCCACCUUAUUGCUUGAUUUGAAACUUACAUGCCAAGUUUGUGUUCACUAACUGUAGCUCAGUCACUGAUAAAAUUGUGAAGUAUUAGCUGUAAACUAGGAAAAUAGGCUUUGAACAGUAGUUGCAAAUGUGAGUUGUAGGGUUAGUAUUUCCCUAAAUGAAGAUAUAGAAUAGCACUUAGUGCUCUUGAGCACUGAAAGAAAAUAAAUUUUAGCAGUAAUUAUCAUAUGCCAGGCAUGUGCCUUGAUAGCUAUCUGGACAAAAUGAGUAGAGGUGCAUAAUAGACUGUGCAAGUUCAGUACUCCUGAUUUUAAGAGUAAAGGCUACUGGCGUAAGCAUUUGAAUAAUCUGAUUAUUAUCUAAAUGACCUCCUCCUAUGAUAGCAUUUUACUUAGAAGUCCUGAUCAGAGCAAAUGACUAAUGUCUUAAAUUGGCAAUAUGAAGAUAUGUUGAUACUUCCAUGCUUAUCUAGAUUAUGGGUUAAAUCCAGAUAUUUUACAGAAGGUGCCUCUUCCCGGUUUUCUGUGAUCUCCCCCACCACAGCUUACUCCACUCUGCAGAAGCCCUGACCCUCAAGGGGAUAUAUUUGGGAAGCUCUGCGGGCUGAUGGAGAGAAGAGGGGUGAGAAAGUUAGUCUUCAACUUCCCCCUCCACGGGUGGCUAUCUGGAUCCAACAUACCUUUUAGGGUCAACUUCAUUUUGGUAUAUCCUUAAGAUUAUGUAUUAAUGUUUGCAAAGAGCUAGAAAAAGGGAAGAUAGUGCAGUUGAUCUGAAUCUUAGAAUUGUCACUUUUUGGCUUGUUAACUUCAUAUAUGUUUGUUUGGCACCUCUGCUUCCUUAAUACAAAGCACUUGGACCUUUUGACUAUAUAAAAAUCAAAUUGGAAUCCUCAGAAAUAAAGCUUAAGGACCUUAAAAUGUCAAUUUUGACGAUGUCUCUGAAGCUAAUUCAGCAGCAGGAAAAACAUUUGCACUUCAUGGAAUCCAGUUGAUACUAUUGUAGAAGUAAAUAUAUGACGACAUCAACGUGUCAUGUAAACGAAGCCCAAUUUGUUGUAAAUGAACACAAACUCUUACCCCUUUUCAAUGUAUUAUUUGCAUAGAAUACAUAUUGAAAAUAUGUAUUUAAUUAAAACACAUUCUGCCUAGCUGUAGGCAAAUCAAGCUGCUUUACCAAUUAUGUAUAAAAUACAUCUUUGGAAAAACUCCAACCAACCAUUUCUGAAAAAGAUUGGGUUUUUAAAAAUGGUGGUUAAAGAAUUUUCUGCUUCAUAUGAUUAAGCUGUACUUUUGGCAUGAGAUAAAAUGCUGUAAUUCU
Messenger RNA from Elgaria multicarinata webbii, 3197 nucleotides. RefSeq names its product zinc finger protein 367 (gene ZNF367). Gene Ontology annotation, molecular function: DNA-binding transcription factor activity, RNA polymerase II-specific; RNA polymerase II cis-regulatory region sequence-specific DNA binding. The transcript has 5 exons. The record is from RefSeq and is a predicted model, not a curated record. NCBI's taxonomy places the organism in Eukaryota, Metazoa, Chordata, Lepidosauria, Squamata, Anguidae. Bases 1 to 1008 code for a protein of 335 amino acids. Gene Ontology annotation, biological process: regulation of transcription by RNA polymerase II.